Messenger RNA from Elephantulus edwardii (Cape elephant shrew), 2307 nucleotides. It is a transcript of the gene ARHGAP9, whose product is annotated as Rho GTPase activating protein 9. The coding region runs from base 79 to 2307 and encodes 742 amino acids. Gene Ontology annotation, molecular function: protein binding. The record is from RefSeq and is a predicted model, not a curated record. Gene Ontology annotation, biological process: regulation of GTPase activity; signal transduction. The transcript is spliced from 18 exons. Lineage: Eukaryota; Metazoa; Chordata; Mammalia; Macroscelidea; Macroscelididae. Gene Ontology annotation, cellular component: cytoplasm.
CACCACUUAGGACCAACUCUCCCAAGUUUCUCCCCCCAGUCUUUUAAUGAACCUUACAAGUUGCUAGUGCUGACCACAAUGUUAUCUGGCCGGUGGUGGUGGUCAAGUACUUGGGGAAAUCUAGGACUGGGACCCAGAGGCCCUUCUCGGGGAUCCCAGCUCUGUGUCCUUUAUGCCUUCACUUACACUGGGGCAGAUGGCCAGCAGGUGUCUCUGGCUGAAGGGGACAAGUUCCUCCUUCUUCGAAAGACCAACUCAGAUUGGUGGCUGGCAAGGCGCCUAGGAGCACCCUCCAACUCUCAACCGAUCUUUGUUCCAGCUGCCUAUGUGACAGAGGAAUCCAGACCUUCUCAGAGUCCAACCACCAUUAGCUACAGCCAAUCUCACUGGACUCGUGGAUCAAAGUUGUUUCAUGGAUCCCUGGAGGAGCUGCAUCUGUCUCAGACACCUCACAGCAGAACUCAGGCUAUGUCUGAGAAGCCACCCCCUCUCCCCCCAAAAAUCUGUAGAAGUAUCAGUGUUAACAAUUUGAGUUCUGGUAUCCUGAAGAACCAGGAAGAACCAAAUGAAAGGUCCCUCUCCCAGAGAGACUUACUGACAGGGGCCGUAAAUAGCAUGGCAGGACACCAGCCCCUCAUGUCAGAGCCCCCCGUGUACUGUAACCUGGUGGACCUUCGACGCUGCCCCCGAUCCCCACCCCCAGACCCUGCAUGCCCGCCCCUGCAGAAGCUGGACGCCUGGGAGCAGUACCUGGAUCCUGUCUCUGGACGCUGCUUCUACAUUAAUUCACUGACAGGCUGCAAGUCCUGGAAGCCCCCUCGUCGCUCUCGAGACCGAGAGACGAACCGUGGCUCCAUGGAGGUGAUACAGACGCUGAAUAAGGGCAGUGAUGUUCUGCAACCUCAGACUAAGAGUUUAAUAUCAGACAAAGGGAACUCAGGACUACUGGACCCCCAGGGCUUACCCAGCCUCUGCCAUAGGAACUCCCAGCUGGACACCUCAGACCUGUCUGCAGCCUCAAGAUCCUCUCGACCUCUUCCACAACUCCUGGAGGACCCCCACGAGGUGGAAAAGUCGGGCCUGCUCAAUGUGACCAAGAUUGCCCAGGGGGGCCGCAAGCUCAGGAAGAACUGGAGCCCGUCAUGGGUGGUGUUAGCGGGUAACAGCUUGGUAUUCUACCGGGAGCCGCCACCGACUGCGCCCUCCCCAGGCUGGGGACCAGCGGGCAGCCGACCCGAAAGCAGCGUAGACCUUCGCGGGGCAGCGCUGGCCCACGGCCGUCACCUGUCUAGCCGUCGCAACGUGCUACAUAUCCGCACAGUCCCUGGACAUGAAUUCCUGCUGCAGUCAGACCAGGAGACGGAGCUGCGAGCCUGGCACCGCGCGCUGCGGGCGGUCAUAGACCGGCUGGAUCGAGAGAACCCCUUGGAGCUGCGUCUAUCCGGCUCAGGCCCUGCGGAACUGGGGGAACUGAGUGCUGGGGAAGAUGAGGAAGAAGAGGAGCCGGAGCCCUUGCUUAAGCCUCUGUGGCGGCUCAGCGGGCGCCGCAGCUCCGGUCGGUGUCCAGAAGGAACCGAGCAGAACCGAGUUCGCAGCAAACUAAAGAGGCUUAUCGCAAAAAGGCCGCCUUUGCAAAGCCUGCAGGAGCGGGGUUUGCUCCGAGACCAGGUGUUCGGCUGCCAGUUGGAAUCACUGUGCCAGCGAGAAGGGGACACCGUACCCAAUUUUGUGCGGCUCUGCAUUGCUGCUGUGGAUAAGAGAGGUCUAGAUGUGGAUGGCAUUUACCGAGUUAGCGGGAACUUGGCAGUGGUUCAGAAGCUUCGCUUCCUUGUCGACAGAGAGCGAGCAGUCACCUCUGAUGGGAGAUAUGUAUUCCCAGAACAGCCAGGACAAGAAGGACGACUAGACUUGGACAAUGCUGAGUGGGAUGACAUUCAUGUGGUCACUGGAGCCUUGAAGCUUUUUCUCAGGGAGCUGCCUCAGCCUCUGGUACCCCCAUUGCUGCUGCCUCAUUUCCGUGAUGCCCUUGCCCUUUUGGAAUCAGAACAGCGCCUCGCCCAAAUACAAGAGUUAAUAGGCUCAAUGCCAAAACCCAACCAUGACACUCUGCGGUACAUCCUGGAGCAUUUAUGCAGGGUGAUGGCACACUCUGAUAAGAACCGCAUGACUCCUCACAACCUGGGAAUUGUUUUUGGACCCACCCUGUUUCGGCCAGAGCAGGAGAUUUCUGACCCAGCGGCUCAUGCUCUCUACCCUGGGCAGUUAGUCCAGCUGAUGCUCACCGAGUUCCCCAGCCUAUUCCCUUGA